This is a messenger RNA of Arabidopsis arenosa, 2817 nucleotides long. The record is from the annotation of a GenBank genome assembly. NCBI's taxonomy places the organism in Eukaryota, Viridiplantae, Streptophyta, Magnoliopsida, Brassicales, Brassicaceae.
GCAAUAGUUUCAUGCUGUUUAUAUGAACAACUUAAACCAGCUGUGUUGUAUCGGAUAGUGGAAAUUCUUCACAUUGCCUAUAGAGAUGGAUAUAUUCAGAUUACAGAUCAUUUUAGCUUCUUCAUCACUUUAAUUGCGCGUUUCAAAGUUGUCCCUGCAAAGACGGGGAUUGAGUGUGAUGAGCAGCGGGAGACAACAUUUAAAGCACUUACAAACCUUGUGUGCUUAUGUUUUUCAGGAAUGGGUGAUAGCUCUCUUGUCCUCCAGAUUAUAGAGAAAGCUUUUGUCGAACAAAAAGAAGAAGGUUAAAACCACGUCCAUACCAAAGCUUCUCUGAGUCUCUUCUAAUGGAUAGUAUUGAAGCAGCUGAAACUCUCACACGUAAAUGGAUUUCUCCCGAUCUAUCUAGUUCAUCUUCUUGCUCCCUCUCCUCGAUUUUCUCCACCGAUAAUCGCGUAGAAGGACGACGAUUCAUCGAGGUUAUCAACAGCUUACAAUACGCAAUUCAAGGAGUGGUUUUGGUGAAUCCUGAAUCACCAAAACUCACUAGAGCGCAUAAUCUUGUAACAAUCGCUAUGAAACAGAAUAAAGUGUCAAUUUAUUCCCAAGUUCCUAAAUCUGAAGAAGCUGAUGUUAUGACGGAUUUGAAAAUGAUCUCUGAUUGUAUGAUAUCAUCGGGUUACGAAAACGAAUGUAUCAAGAUUUACAAGAAGAUAAGAGGAUCAAUCAUGGUUGAAGCGUUGAGUAACUUAGGGUUUGAGAAUCUAAGUUUUGGUAAGAUUCAAAAGUUGGAUUGGGAUAGUAUGGAGAAGAACAUCAAGAAAUGGUUAGAAGCUACGAAAGUCCUUAUCGCGAAUUUGUUCGAGGGAGAAAGAAUCCUUUGCGAUCACGUUUUCUCGCCGUCUGUUUCCGUCGCGGAGUCUUGUUUCACGGAGAUUACGUUAGAUAGUGCUUUAACUCUCUUUAUCUUCCCCGUGAGUGUUGCAAGAUGUAAGAAAACCGUCGAGAAAAUCUUCCUUACUCUCGAUAUUUACCAAACGAUAUCGCAGCUUAUGCCCCAGAUUGAAGAGAUUUUCAGUUACGAUUCGACUUCUGCGGUUCGAUUACAAGCCGCUGAUUCUCUUAAGAAUCUCGGUGAAGAGAUUAAUUCGAUGGUGGCUAAAUUCGAAGCUUCGAUUACAAAAGAAUCUUCGAAAUCUCCAAUCCCUGGAGGCGGAGUUCAUCAGCUCACAAGGUACGUAAUGAAUUUCAUCGUUUUCCUCGCGGAUUACCAUGAAUGUCUCGCUGGAGUUCUCACCGAAUCGACGUUGCCAUUACCGGAAGAUUACUUUGGGAACAAUGACGAACACAACAAGGACGGAGAAACCGGAUCUUCAUCUUCUUCUACGGUAACCACAAGAAUUGCAUGGCUAAUCCUCGUAUUGCUCUGUAAAAUCGACACGAAAUCUCGUAUGUACAACGACAUGGCUCUCUCAUAUCUCUUCCUAGCCAACAAUCUGCAUUACGUGAUCUCCAAGGUACGUACAUCGAAUUUGAGAAUCGUACUUGGGGACGAAUGGGUAGCGAAUCACGAAGGAAAAGUUACUCAAUACCUCGAAAAAUAUGAGAAAAUCGCUUGGGGAGAAGUGAUUACAUCGCUUUCCGAUUCCAACGAAGAAAUGCUCGAAGAAAACGUGGCGAAAGAGCGGUUGAAACGGUUUAACGAAGCGUUCGAGGAAGCGUUUCAGAAACAGAGCGAAUGGGUCGUACCGGAUUCGAAACUAAGAGAAGAUUUAAAAGAUUCCGUGACGAAGAAGUUAACAACUGUUGCGACGUCGUUUUAUGAAAAGUACCACGUUGAAAAUUGGGAGGAAGUCAGAUUUGCCCCUGAAGAUUUGGGUAAUUACCUCUCUGACCUUUUCUUAGUGAUCGUUGGAUCGGUCAUUGUUGGACACGUGUUGGCUGUUGAAGCCUGUGAUCGAGUAUGCAUGAGUGAGCUUCAGACUUUUUUGGGGGAUAAUGAACUGGAUGAUCUGCCUAGUCGAGGAGUUUUCUUUACUUGGUCUAAUGGUAGACAGGAAGACCCCAUCAUAAGGAAACUUGACAGAGUGGUAGUGAAUGAGUCUUGGAGGGAUUCUUUCCCAGAGUCACUUGCUGUGUUUGAUCCUCCUGGGGAUUCUGACCAUGCCCCAGCUUUAGUGUCUUUGAGUUCCACUAUUGAAAGGAGAAAAAAGGCAUUCAAAUAUUUUUCCUUCUUGUCUACUCACCAUAGAUACAAGGAGGUUAUCCGGACUGCUUGGCAUCAGGAGGUGUCUGUGGGAUGUAAAUUGUUUACCUUUGGGCAGAGAAUGAAAAAAGUGAAAGCUGCUUGCAGGGAGCUAAAUAGGGAGGGCUUUGGAAAUAUUCAGCAGAAAACAAAGGAAGCGUUGGCUCAGUUAGAGCUUGUUCAAGAGGAGUUGUUGAGUAACCCGUCGGAUUCCUUGUUCAGGGAGGAGUUUGUUGCAAGAAAAAAGUGGAACUUCUUCGCUAAAGCUCAGGAGACUUUCUACAUGCAGAAGUCAAGAAUUAGGUGGACUAAGGAUGGGGAUGCAUGCACUGCUUUUUUCUUUAAAUCAGUCAUUGCUAACCAGGGGAGAAAUUCAAUAAAAUAUCUGAGAGGGGAAGAUGGUGAGAGGAUAGAAAAUUCAGAUCAGAUAAAGGAUAUGCUUCUCUCCUACUAUAAAAAUCUCCUUGGCACAGAAAACUCAGGAGUUACUCCGCCUUCUGUUGAGGAUAUUAAGAAUCUGCUUCCCUUUAGAUCAUUGCGAGACUCCUGAAGAAUAAACUCAAGUUAUUCAU